AACAUCCACUCCUACUACACACUCCUUACCGGCCACAUUUUCCUAUCUAUCCUUUCGAAACCGAUUCGCGGGCGGCAUCUAUCAUCAACUUCUGCCUACCAAAUUGGACUGUUAAAAAAAAGAAUUCGACCUUCUAGCAGUAUCAGACGUAUUACGAAACACAGUCCCCAAAGACAUUCGAUUCUAAGCCUUCAAAAAGACCGAUAUCUUCACUUUCCUUCCUGCCUCCCUAGUCAUGGCGCCAUCACUCAACACACACGGGUCUUUCGUGCGACCACGGACUGGAGACCGUGAUGGCCGUCCAGCAACCCGCGACCAAAACGAUCAAAACCUGAUCAUCCCGAGCCGGACCUCGUCUUUGCAUUCGCGAAUCACACAACCAAUCCCAUCGUCACUGAACAAUGCUAAGCCGCUACAGCGGACACCCAAGACCCUCACCCACGCCUAUAUGGUCUGCGGUGUUGGACGAGAACCAUCACAAUGGGUAAAGGCAGCGCCACCGUCGCAGGGGAAGAUUGGACACAUGAAAUCAGCUGUCGGUCAGUUCUGGUUGCCAGAGAUUCUUGGAAGCAGUCCCAGAUUAGAGCAGGAUAAUGAGAUUGCGAGAUCUCUGCAUGCGGCAAUGAGAGCUUGUUUUCCACACGAUGUUGAAAUUUGCACAGGGCGAAGCCAGCCGCACUGCGUGCAUCACUCAUUUGUCCUGCAACAGGAUUCUUCUCACACUCUUUACGGGAUAGCUCUGCGGGUGUGGUCAAGAGCAGAUGAGAAGCGUGCCGAGACUAUCCGCGAUCUGCGAAAGAGGACCGAGCCUGAUUUCUAUGAUUCUCCGGAUGAGACGUAUUGGAUUCCAUACUGCUUGUCGUUCCUCUCCAGAUAUCCCCUCUAUGACCUGUUGGGAGACUACCUGAGGGGCAUGUGGAUCCACUGGAACAAGGCGACCAACCUGUUUCACGCGGAAGAGGUCUCCCGUAUCCUAAGCUUCCCUGCACCCAGACUGAACGACCUUGUCCGCAUCGACAUGAAGGAUUACGCUCUCUGCUACCAAUUCCCAUCAUCUCCAACUGGGUUCCAGAACUUUGCCAUGUGGCCAUUGUUCCAGUGUUUAUCCAUUCCAAACAUUGUUGGUGUGAUAGAGGCCGCUCUGUCACCAACUCGUCGCAUUAUUUUUGUCAGUCAUUACCCGGCUAUGCUUACCGUAGCGGCUGAAACCAUCCGAUACUGUGUGCGUGUUUAUGAGUGGAGUGGUCUUUACGUUCCAGUUGUGCAUGCUAGACAUGCCAAGGAACUCGUUCAGGAGCCCGGCCCAUACAUUCUGGGUAUCACUGCGGAGUGUCGGUCGCUCUUCACGGCACCACCCGACGCUCUGGUGGUGGAUCUGGAUCGCAAUUUCGUGUUGACAUCAAGCCCCCCGACUGCUUUGACUCCUGGUCAGAGGACAAAGAUGAUCAAUCGUAUGACCCAAGCGCUGAAUGGGGAUGUUACACCAUCCGGUGUCCCGCAACAUCUUCGAUCUGCGUAUGGGGGUGGGAAGCUGGUUCCCGCAGGCCAGAUCAUUGUGAUGCGGGGAGAGGUUGAGUCGAUUCAAGAUCCGGAGUGGUGGAACCAGGACGCUAUUAUGGCUGUCAUGGACCAUGUCUGCGAGAAGAUGGGUAGGAACACCGGCAUGAAAGCCGUUUUUGGCGGGGCUGUGAAGAAACCCCUGAUGACGAAGGUAUCGAUGAGACAUCUCAAUGAGAUUGUGCGAGAGCGCAAUCAAUACUCCAGGGAUGCUCUCGAAGCAUGGCAAGAUUUCAUUAACCUCAAAGGUCGUAUGGACACAGAGCUCGGCAAGGUCAAUAAGAGAAAUAACUUCCUCGUUGAGGAACUGGAGAGCUGGAAACAGCAGUUCCUCAAAUUCCAAUCGUUUGCCGAGCAACUUACCAAAGAGACUCAGGAUCUCAAGGUCAAGAUCGAGAACCACAAACGCGAGAACAGACGCCUCACGGGUCUCAUCGAUCAACAGAAGGAUGACGCGGCUCGUCUGGCUGCUCGCCUUGCUGGAACGGAGAAACAACGUGACGAUGCUCUCGAGGCUCUCGUACUCCAACAAGAGAUCGCCGAGGAGCUCGAGCGUGAACGGAAACGCAACAAGAAAGAACUUGCUGCUCUUCAACAUACUAACGUCACUAUUCUCCGCCAACGCGAUGAGGCUCAACGGGUUGUUCUUCACCUUCGUGCCUUAAUCACUGGACAAACUCACCACAUGGAGCAUAUUGUCCGGACACUCGGUCAGUCCCCAGAACUAGCCGAUUAUAUCGAGAGUGCUUAUGAGGAGGAAGGAGAAGACCUCGAAGACAUUGUCGAAGAAGAGAGGGGCGAAGAUUCCGGCGCGUAUGAUUCCCGUGCAUCAUCUCGGUUGUUCCGACACAGCAAGAACGGCGAUGACAACAACCCGGACAUGGAAACUCGUCUGGUCAACGGUAUUCGGAACAAUAAGCGAUUCAGUAACAUGAGUAUUGUAGACGUCGCCGACCGACAUCUUAGGGAUAAGACAGAUGCUAUUGCGCACAUUAUCCGGAACAUCAGCGAGCAGUGCGCCGCUGCGGUCGAGGGUCUCCAACUUGCUCACGAUGCGGAAGUUGAAGCCGAAGAGCUUGCGCUCCACGAGGCCCGGGGUGGGGGACAUCGUGAAAGUAACCUCUCAGUCCUCUCCGCUAACAGCGAUGAUGGGAAAGGAUCAGAGACUGGUGAUGAUAGCAUGCUCCACCCAGGUCGUGCGUCGAGUAUCCCUCCGACGCCAGACCUCAUCCACAACCGGUCGAGCACCUCGAUGUCGAUUUCCAGUGCGACAACAACCCCGGAGCGAAGCAGUCAGCAAUACAAUAUUGGAACAGACAUCCCAACGAAGAUCGUAGAGGAUAGCGAUGAGGAGAUUGAAGGGAGAAGCGAGGCCGAAGAAGUCCUCGACAAGAGCGGCCUGAUCCACCGACCUGCUGGUGCCCGGAUCAGCGCGCUGGGUGGCCCUUAGACGUUACGGCGAUGGAAAGCGUGUGCAGUAUUUGAUAUUUCUCAGGCGGCGUUCACAGGCGGUUCUUUCUGGAUGUCAGAUUUGAUCUUUCUUUGCGAGUCUACAUUUACAUUUCUUGAUCCCGCGUGGAAGAGGCAGGAGAGGAAAUACCGGGCUGUUUAAUAC
Amorphotheca resinae ATCC 22711 is the source of this 3172-nucleotide messenger RNA. RefSeq lists its product as hypothetical. The record is from RefSeq and is a predicted model, not a curated record. Gene Ontology annotation, cellular component: cytoplasmic vesicle. The transcript has 4 exons. Lineage: Eukaryota; Fungi; Ascomycota; Leotiomycetes; Helotiales; Amorphothecaceae. The coding region runs from base 236 to 3007 and encodes 923 amino acids. Gene Ontology annotation, biological process: regulation of Rab protein signal transduction.